AUGCCUUAUAAAGAUACUGCUACAUGGAGUUUCAUGAUCAUGGGGUUAGCUACAAAUGGAAGAAAUGAAUCAGCAAUCACGCUUUUUGAAGAGAUGACACAUAAAGGACCUGUUCCUAAUGACAUUACAUUUGUUGCUGUUCUUGUUGCUUGUAAUCACAAAUCUUUAGUGACAAAAGCAUGGUGUUUAAUUGGAAAAAUGUUCAAAGUUUUUGGUAUUCAACCAGGAAUUGAGCAUUAUGGAUGCAUGGUUGAUGUAUUGGCUAGAUCUGGACAACUGAAAAGAGCUGAAAUAUUGAUAGAUUUGAUGCCAAUGAAACCUGAUGAAGCGAUUUGGGGAUCUUUUCUACAUGGGUGUUUAAGACAUAGUGAAAUAUGUUUAGGAGAAAGAGUUGUAAAACGGUUGAUUGCACUUGAUCCUAAUCAAAGUGGAAGAUAUGUUGGUCUUGCUAAUAUGUAUGCGGAUAUUGGAAGGUGGGAAAAUGUGAUUAGAUUGAGGAAUAUGAUGGUAGAGAGAAAAGUCGAUAAUACCCCUAGUUGGAGUUUUAUCAAGGUCGAUGGUGUUGUUCAUAAGUUUUUUUGUUCAUGA
Messenger RNA from Lactuca sativa (garden lettuce), 588 nucleotides. Its product is annotated as pentatricopeptide repeat-containing protein At5g56310. The record is from RefSeq and is a predicted model, not a curated record. Gene Ontology annotation, molecular function: RNA binding; protein binding. NCBI's taxonomy places the organism in Eukaryota, Viridiplantae, Streptophyta, Magnoliopsida, Asterales, Asteraceae. Gene Ontology annotation, biological process: RNA modification.